UUCUUGAAACAGAAAUUACAUUCUCAAAAUAACAUGGACAAACCUCCAAACCUCUUGGCAAAUGUUCACAACAGAAUGGCAUUUCUCAUUCAUUUUAUCAAAUGGCAAAUGCCUUAGUACAUGUCUCAAUUGUCUCAGUGCAUCUUUGCAAAUGAUUAAGUACAAGUAGCCUACAGUUAUACAGUUAGCCCACAUUUAGCACAUUUUCCAAAUGAAUAGAUCCUGUAGAUCUAAACUGAUUAGUUGAUUCUCAGUCUAAUGAUCAUUCUCUCCAAAACAUGUCGGCAUGAUUUCAUUGUAUAAGUACUCGCAUGCACAACUGUCUGUUCAAUUGUCAAAAUUGGUCAAGAACAUAAUACCAUGAAUACCAUAUAUGAAUUUCUUUGAAUAUUUGAUAAAUUGAUAACAGUCAUUGACAGUCAGGUGAAACUAGACUAACGAAGGGGGAGUGUCACACACAGGUGUGUUCCAUGAUUGUGUGCUGCCAAACACAGAUACAUAGAGCUUGACCAGAGCCAGUCCGAUCGCUGAACAUGGAUAGACAAGGCCAAGCAAACGGACAAGGGGAAGUUCUCCCUCAAGGAAGAGGAGGAAGAAGAAGAGGAGGACUGAGAAUGCGUGGUGGAGGAAUAGGGGGAAGAGGCGGAGGUGCGCGAAGACACUGUGCUGUCCCGAAUGAAAUUCGGGCCACAAUUAUAGACCAUGUCAUAAACCAUGGCCUCACAAUGGCAGAGGCAGGUCGUCGAGUGCAGCCUAAUGUGCCUCCGCUCUACAGUCUCCUCCAUCAUCCAAACCUUUCGCAGGGAAAACAGGAUUGGACGACAACCUCGCGUGGGUGGCAGAGGAAAACUGCUCAAUGAACAACAGGAAAGAGAGAUUUGUAACAUGGUGAUGGCAAAUAAUGCCAUCACAUUGAGACAGAUCCGUGAUGCCAUCCUUCAGGACUAUCAUAUAUUCCAGAAUAUAAACACAAUAAGCAUCUCCACAAUAGACCGGGUUUUGAAGAAGCAUCAGAUGACAAUGGUUUCAAUACCUCCUUUACCUGAUUUCAGAAUCAGUAUUUGCUUCAUCUGACUUUAACAAUUUCAACAGAAAACUGCAGUUUACUGUAUGAUACAAUUCUCAUUAUAAUCCUUAUUUUGUUGCCUCCCAAUCAAAUCUGUCUAAUACUGUAGGUUUUACUGUAACAUCUCAGUGACUCAUCAGUAUUUCCCACUCCCCUUUCUAUCAUAUACCCCUGCAGUACUUCCUCAUAGGCCACUAGUUUAGAACCACUGGAGUAGUGGCCUGUAGUAUAUUGAACCUGUGGGGGAGAACAUGUAAUUGUCUAACUGUAGUAUAUGACUCUUCUGUAUGACUGAUUUUAUGUUCUUUACUCUAUUUUAGAGAAUAAUGGCAUUGGAAGGACAUGAGACCCCUCACAUCCUGGUGUUCGUGGAUGAAGCUGGCUUCAACCUGGCCAAGGGCCGAAGACGUGGCCGUAAUAUUAUUGGCCACUGGGCCACAGUGGAUGUCCCAGGUCAGCGAGGGGGCAAUAUAACUAUGUGUGCUGCCAUUUCUGAAAAUGGUGUGGCCACCCACAUCCCCAGUCUUGGCCCAUACAACACACACAAGCUCCUCAUCUUCUUGGAUCGCCUUUAUACCAAUCUUAUCCCUGAAUAUGAGAGAGGUCUCAUAGGGCCUCACCUACCCAUUUAUGUAAUUGUGUGGGACAAUGUCAGUUUCCACCAUAGCCCACUCUUUAGGGGCUGGUUUGCAACGCAUCCAAGGAUGGUCAUGGGCUUCCUACCACCUUACUCUCCUUUCCUCAAUCCGAUAGAGGAGUUUUUCUCUGCUUGGAGGUGGAGAGUGUAUGAGCAUCAUGCUCAGGAUCAGCCGUCCCUGCUCCAUGCUAUGGACGCAGCGUGUGACGAUAUUACAGGAGAUCAAUGCAGGGGAUGGUUGCGGCAUGCACGCCGUUUCUUCCCUCGUUGCAUCGCAAGAGAAAGUAUCCGCUGUGAUGUGGACGAGAAUCUGUGGCCAGACGGACAACAGCGUGUAAAUAAUCAGGAGGGUGAAGACAGUGGACAAGAGCGGGAGAAUGAGUACAGCGACCACUGAAUAAGUCCUUGUUUUUUGAUUUUGUGUUCAUACAAUUUACUACUGUAAUGUACAUUUUCUUUUUACAUAUGUAUGAAGCUUUCUUUGCGUGUGAAUAUGGAAUGGUUAUAAUUUCCUUGGUAGUGUGAGUGCAAUCUGUGAUGUCAAACCUUGGAGGCUACUCUUUUCUGUUGUAUAUUGUUGGUCCCCUGCCAUAGUGACAAAACAUCUAAACAUUUUGUAUGGCAGUACUCACACAAUGCCAAAGGGACGAUGCAUUUUGGGGGCACUGACUAUUCAGAUUAGCAAGAAAUGUAGUUUUGACACAUGAGUGAACUGUUUUAGGAGAGAUAUGAGCUUUUGCAGGUGGACCAUGUUGUUGUGAUCAACCAUCCAGGUUUAUUUUGACAAAAGCACCAAGAAUGAUGAGAA
Molecule: messenger RNA, 2511 nt
Organism: Oreochromis niloticus (Nile tilapia)
Lineage: Eukaryota; Metazoa; Chordata; Actinopteri; Cichliformes; Cichlidae
Exons: 2
Coding region: 1393-2100 (235 amino acids)
Molecular function (GO): nucleic acid binding
Source: RefSeq, a predicted model, not a curated record